CUGAGUUGGAACGUCACACGGACUGGAAUCAUCUCCUGCUACAAGACCCAUAUCUGUUCUACAUCCCAGACACUUUGGGCAGCAAUACGGCAGAUCUGCCAUUGUCUUGCGUUGUGUGUCGUGCAGAAUGAUCUCGCAAACACCCUCAUUUUGCUUCGGCCUUACCAAAAUUGAUGGAUGUAUUCUGUGGCGGUGGCGGUGUUUCACAAGCCUUCCAGUUGGCAGGAGUUGCAACUCCUCGCUGGGGUAUUGAUUCUUCACGCUCUGCAUGCGAAACUUUUCGAUGCCAAUACCCAGAGGCCAGAGUCUUUAAUCAAUGUGAAGUGGACAUCAUGUCCAUAACACCACCUUCUGCUGGUUUCUCGGGUUUAAACCGAUUUCGCUCGAGUGGUGACAGGAGAAACAUGUUGAUAGCGUCAGGUCUCUCGCUUGUGGAAUGCUUCAAGCCUACAUAUGUCAUAAUUGAGAAUGUUAUAAACAUGGCGCGCUUCCCUUUGCAGGGUAAAGACGCAAAGAAUGGGAAAAUUGAAGGCGGAAUAAGUUGGGGGGUCCAUAAAUUCGUCAUCCGCACACUUCUAGAUCUUGGCUACCAGGUGCGAUUUGGAAUACUUCAGGCUGGAUUCUUUGGUGCGCCACAACGCCGAGAGAGGAUGAUUUAUCUUGCAUCUCAAGGGCAUGCAGAGCUUCCAUAUUUCCCGUGCGCUACGCACCAAUUCCCGCAGACCCACCACAUUUCACUACCAAUCUACCAACAAGUACCAAACAGUGACACCGGGUAUACGUGCUACGCUCACCACCCAGUGACUGUUGGUGACGCAAUUUCGGACUUACCAGGAUUCCAUUGGAAAGACCCUCUUCCUCAAAAUAAUGCUCCAAUGAGUCACACAGCAUUUGAUGACCUUGCAACCAUCACACCGAGAAAGGGCCAAUUCUGAGUGGAUGCGGCUUGGAUCAACUAAAGUCACAUACCAUAGAACCAUUGUUUACGGAGAACUAACGACUUCAAGGUC
This is a messenger RNA of Cantharellus anzutake, 1010 nucleotides long. RefSeq names its product S-adenosyl-L-methionine-dependent methyltransferase. The coding region runs from base 174 to 935 and encodes 253 amino acids. The transcript has 10 exons. The record is from RefSeq and is a predicted model, not a curated record. Gene Ontology annotation, molecular function: methyltransferase activity. NCBI's taxonomy places the organism in Eukaryota, Fungi, Basidiomycota, Agaricomycetes, Cantharellales, Hydnaceae. Gene Ontology annotation, cellular component: nucleus.